UGACCUGCGUUGGCGGCUUAAAACCCUAGAGAUCGCACGCAGUUCCCGUCCCUUUCUUUGCCUCUUGACCGCCGCCGAGAGCAGCUCCCCGCAGCGGUGACGAUGGAAGCGGCUGCAAGGACGGUGAAGGACGUCUCGGCCCACGAGUUCGUUAAGGCGUACGCCGCCCAUCUCAAGCGUUCCGGAAAGAUGGAGCUUCCUCACUGGACAGAUAUUGUGAAGACUGGAAGAUUUAAGGAGCUUGCUCCAUACGACCCUGAUUGGUACUACAUCAGAGCUGCUUCUAUGGCAAGGAAGAUAUAUCUGAGACAGGGUAUUGGAGUUGGUGGUUUCCAAAAGAUUUAUGGAGGGCGCAAGAGGAAUGGAAGCCGUCCACCACAUUUCUGCAAAAGCAGUGGGGCAAUAGCGAGGCACAUUCUGCAACAGUUGCAGGAGAUGGACAUUAUUGAUUUUGAUCCUAAGGGGGGAAGGAUGAUUACCUCCCAGGGACGGCGUGAUCUUGAUCAGGUUGCUGGAAGGGUUGUUGUUGCUCCUUGAGCGAGUGUUAGGUGCUUAAACUGUGCUUCUGUCUUUUGAAGAACUUGUUACCUGCCGGUUUUAUACAGAUUUUGAUGUCUGGACUUUUUUGCCUAAUCGGGGUUCAGUUGUGUUAGCUGCUGGCUGUCUGAAAUUUAGAAUGAAAUUUCCCAUGAGUUCAGUGGUUGAAGUACUUGUGAUCUGUCUAUUGUUUUAUUAACGGAGCCUAAAGAAAAUGACGCCUUGUUUGCUCC
This is a messenger RNA of Elaeis guineensis (African oil palm), 770 nucleotides long. Its product is annotated as small ribosomal subunit protein eS19. Gene Ontology annotation, biological process: translation; ribosomal small subunit assembly. Gene Ontology annotation, molecular function: RNA binding; structural constituent of ribosome. Gene Ontology annotation, cellular component: ribosome; cytosolic small ribosomal subunit. The record is from RefSeq and is a predicted model, not a curated record. NCBI's taxonomy places the organism in Eukaryota, Viridiplantae, Streptophyta, Magnoliopsida, Arecales, Arecaceae.